Vidua macroura (Pin-tailed whydah) is the source of this 1860-nucleotide messenger RNA. It is a transcript of the gene TGOLN2, whose product is annotated as trans-golgi network protein 2. The record is from RefSeq and is a predicted model, not a curated record. Gene Ontology annotation, cellular component: endosome; trans-Golgi network; trans-Golgi network transport vesicle. Lineage: Eukaryota; Metazoa; Chordata; Aves; Passeriformes; Viduidae. The coding region runs from base 143 to 1630 and encodes 495 amino acids. The transcript has 4 exons.
CAAAUAUUCAAACCUCGCCCCGUCCCGCUCAGUCUCCGCCCCCUCACCGCCUCUCGCUGCCUCCCGUCUUCUCGCUGGUCUCGCGAGAGCUGUGCCCGGAAGCGGCGGCGGCGGCCGAACCGGUGCUGAGCGCCCGCCCGCCAUGGAAGCCCCGCGGGCGCUGCCGCUGCUGCUCCCGCUGCUGCUGCUGCUGCUGGGGCUCUGCGCGGCCGAGCCCUCGCAAACGGAGACCGACAGAUCUUCCACAGCGCCUGAGGGAGCAAGAGCGGCUGACGGCCAGGAACACAGGAGCACAUCCUCAGGGAACGGAAACGAGCAGAAGGACGGGGAAAACCACAACAGCGACACCAAAACAGACCCGAAUAGCGGGACUAAGGUGGACGAGAAGACAAACGAGCAGCAGGACAACAGUGUCACUGGAAACGGCGGCAACGACGACGAGGAGGAGAAGAAGAAAAAGGAGUCAGAGAAAGGCAGCAGCACAGGGGCUGUUCAGGAUGGCAAUGGUGCAAAUGGCAAUGGUGGAAGCAGCAAUGCAGGCAGCGGGGGACAAGGAGAUGAAAACCAGAAAAGCAGCAGUGGUAGCCCAGGCAACACAGGCAGUGAUGGCCAGGACAACUCUGGCAGCAGCACUGUUGGCCCGGGCAACUCAGGCAGUGGCAGUCAUGGCCACGGCAGUAAAGACACCAACACUGGUGGCAGCCAGAACAACAACAGCAAUGAUCAGAACACUGUCAACAAGAACGGCCAGGAGGGCAACCAGCCAGGGGCCACUGAGAACGGGGGCAACAACAAGGGCAGCAAUGGCAAGGAGAGCGAGAGCAGAAGUGGCAGCAACACCCAGGACAGCACCAACAAGGACCAGGGCAACAAACAGGACAGCGAGAACAAGGAGAGCGAGAGCACAAAUGGCAGCAACACCCAGGACAACACCAACAAGGACCAGGGCAACAACCAGAGCAACAACAACCAGGACAGCAAGAACAAGGACAGUGGUGGCAAGGACAGUGAGAGCACAAAUGGCAGCAACACCCAGGACAACACCAACAAGGACCAGGGCAACAAACAGGACAGCAAGAACAAGAGCAAUGAUGGCAAGGACAGUGAGAGCACAAAUGGCAGCACCAACCAGGGCAGCAGUGACAGGAACAGGGCUGGCAACGAGGCCAGCCAGGGGCACACAAACGGGGCCACCAGCCAAGGCAGCAGCGGUGGGCAGCAGGCCCAGACCGAGAGCCAGGGCAGUGCUGCUGACGAGCAGCCUCACAGCCAGGACAGUCCAAAGGACUCCCAGGAGGAGCAAAGCCCUGUGUCACACUCGUCCACUGGGGAGGGCGACAGCUUUGUGGAAAAUGACAGAAACGCCGAGGAGGAUGUGGUCAAGGCUGAGGAGGGCAGUGACAGCUCCUUGGGUUGGGACAAGAAGAGUGCUCCCUCCCUGCCCAGGGCCCACUCGGAGAGCAGCCACUUCUUUGCCUACCUGGUGACCACAGCUGUCGUUGUGGUAGCCCUGUACGUGGCCUACCACAACAAACGCAAGAUCAUUGCUUUUGCUCUGGAAGGAAAAAGAUCAAAAACCGGUCGACGGCCCAAAUCUGGUGAUUAUCAGAGACUGGACCAAAAGAUCUAGAUUCCUCCUCAGAUGAUGAUGGGGAUGGCAGUGCUGCCACAGCUGGAUUUCAGUCCACAGGAAGGAGGGGAAACGCUUUUUGUUUUGCAUCUGCACCUUGAUAAAACCUCUCACUUCCCUAAAUUGCUUGUUUCCCAGCUGCCUUGUUUUCCCCCUGGGUGUCUGGCUGCUGGAAGAGCCAGACCCAGAACUUCUGUGUCCCAAUGCAAUGGAAUUUGCCAUCUGCUGGA